AUGGCUGAAUUUAUGAUAUCCAGGCUUGUGCAGCAGUUAUUCACAAAUCAACUAAGAAAACUAGGCAGAAGUGUCAUGGAGGAAGUUGAGAAGCUCUCAUUCAAACUUGCACAGGUCCAAACUGCUCUCACCAUUGCCGAUCAAAUCCAGUUCUCUGAUGUGUCUGUUAAGCAAUGGGUGCAUAAGGUUGAAGACUUUUGCUACGAGGCUGAUAGCAUGUUCGAGGAGUUCAAAUCCAUUGCUGAGAACCACAAAGCUGGUGAUCAAAGCACUACUAAUACCGAUUGUUCUUCAAAGAAGUUAAUAAGCCUCUCAUGUAUACCAUCAUCUACUAGCUCAAUAACCAUUAAUAAGAUCACAACUGCCUGCAAAAUCAUUGAGCUCAACAAAAAGUUAGAUGUGAUUAUCUCUGAACAAAAAACACUGGCCUUUGAAAGAAGUAGUUCCACUGAAAGAGAACCAGAAAUGACUACCUCAGUUCGUCGUUAUCGUAGAAUUAAAGUUCGUGGGAGGGAAAAGGAGACGCUUGCUUUAAUGAAGGAGUUGUUUAUGGAGGAGAAACGCCUUCGUAUCAUUCCUAUUGUGGGAAUGGGUGGAAUUGGGAAGACUACUCUGGCCAAAUUUGUGUACGAUCAUAGUGAGGUCAAGACUUACUUUGACCUGAGAAUUUGGGUCCAUGUAGGUGAUUCCUUUGAUAUCACUGUAAUUGCAAAAGAUAUCAUUUACGGCAUCAAGGGAAUUUGUCCAAAUUUGACUGAGUUGGAAAGUUUACUGAAUUGUGUUAAAACGCUUGUUCAAGGAAAGCGAUUCCUUCUAGUUUUAGACAAUGUAUGGAAUGAAGAUAGGAGCAAGUGGGUAGCACUAGAGGGAUCUCUAAAUAAUGGUGCUCAGGGAAGUAAAGUUAUGGUGACAACAGGAAACAAAAAGGUUGCUGUCAUGAUGAAAGCAACAACUCACAUGAUAUUCCUUGAUAGAUUAUCUAACGAGUCAUGUUGGUACAUAACUAGAAGUCUAGCUUUCUCUGAAGGGUUGCCAGUGCACCAGUUCCAACAAUUAAAAGAAAUUGGCAAGAAAAUUGUCAAGAACAACUGCAAGGGUGUUCCUCUUAUUGCCAAGGCUUAUGGGAAUUUGUUGCGAUCGAAAAGCAGUGAAGAAGAAUGGUAUGGUGUUUUGAAAACUCAGUUGUGGGAAUUGAGUGAUGUUAGGCAGAGUGUUGUUGAUACACUCUUGUCUUGUUAUUAUGAUUUGUCCCCUUUAGAAAAAUGCUGCUUGUUGUAUUGUUCUAUUUUGCCAACUGAUUUCGAGAUUGAUAAGGAUGAUCUUAUUCAGCUAUGGAUGUCGCAAGGUUAUUUGGGAAGUGAUAAGAAAAGUUUUCAGAGGGGUGAGAACUGCUUUAAGAGUUUGGUAAUGCGGUCCAUUAUGUUUCAGAAAAUCGAAACCAAUAACUUUCAUGGAAAUUUUACAAAAUGGAAAAUGAAUGAUGUAAUCCAUGGAUUCGUUCGGUUUGCCACAAGAAGCUCUAAGACCUUGAAAUUUCGUACGAUCUAUGCAACUGGCUCGGAUGAACUUUCAAAUCUCGUGAACCAUGAUUCGCUUUCCAAACUCUCGAGUAAUCUUCGGACAUUGUCUUUGAUUGGUUGCGACCUUCAAAAACUGCAGCGGGGGACUGAGAAGCUGACUCGUUUGAGGUAUCUUAAUUUAUCAAAUAAUUUAUGGUUGAAGGAGUUGCCAAACCAGCUCUGCAGUUUACAGAAUCUGCAAACUUUGAGAUUGAAUGGAUGUGUCAAACUUCGAAGACUGCCUGAACGAAUGGAGGAGCUAGUAAAUUUGCAGCAUCUUUACCUUCGGGGGUGUGAUCAGCUAGAGGAAUUGCCUAUAGAGAUUGAGAGACUAACUUCCCUUGAAACACUGGAUUUGUUCGUCGUUCCAAGUUCUUCUAAUGGCUUUAACAAAAAUAGUAAAGCAAUGAAACUUGGAGAUCUGAGUAAGCUAAAACAGUGCCGAGGAAAUCUACAGAUACGUGACAUUGGAAACGAAGAAGACGCGGUCGAGGCCAACAAGGCAAAGAUUGUGUCCCUGCAAAACUUGGUCGGUUUGGAGCUAAAUUUCUGUCGAAGAAACAAUGAUUCACAAAGAAAACAUCAUGUGUCGCUAGCUUUACUUGAAGCCCUCCAGCCACCUCCAUGGUUGCAUUCCCUUGAGAUUAGAGAAUACGUUGGUGCAACUUUUCCGAAUUGGUUAGUUUGUCUAGAGAAUUUGACAAGGCUCGUACUGAAAGAUUGCCAUGAAUGUAAAAAGUUACCACCUUGUGGAAUGUUACCCUCUCUUAGAGUCCUCCAUGUAGAGGCCAUGGGAAAUCUAGAAACAGUCGGACCAGAGUUUUUUGGAACGUCGGAAGCUGAAGAAAACUUCUCCGAGUCAUUUCCGAAGCUAGAAGAACUUUGUUUUCGAGAUUUGGCCAAAUGGGAAAAGUGGUCAGAUUUCAAUUACACGAGUUUGCUUAGCUUAUCAGACUUCUUAAUCUCAUACUCAGCUCCAGAGUCCUCCUACACAACUACCCCCUCACCAAAGUUCAAAUACAAAACCACCAUAAUGCCAUCUCUUGUAUCCUUGAAAAUUUCCAACUGUCACAAGCUUGCUACUCUUCCAAACUUCAUUGGAACGAAGGGUGUUUUGACUAUUCAUAAUUGUCCAAUACUCGAGCAGCGUUUACAAAAACCUGAAGAGGGAAUGGAUUGGGUCACAAUCUCUGAAAUCCCCAAUAAUCAGGGACUGGAAAAACGUCUAGCUGCUCCUAAUUGA
Cannabis sativa is the source of this 2802-nucleotide messenger RNA. Its product is annotated as putative disease resistance protein RGA3. Gene Ontology annotation, biological process: defense response to other organism. Gene Ontology annotation, molecular function: ADP binding. Bases 1 to 2802 code for a protein of 933 amino acids. The record is from RefSeq and is a predicted model, not a curated record. The transcript has a single exon. NCBI's taxonomy places the organism in Eukaryota, Viridiplantae, Streptophyta, Magnoliopsida, Rosales, Cannabaceae.